Messenger RNA from Betta splendens (Siamese fighting fish), 5140 nucleotides. RefSeq names its product collagen alpha-1(XVIII) chain-like. NCBI's taxonomy places the organism in Eukaryota, Metazoa, Chordata, Actinopteri, Anabantiformes, Osphronemidae. The record is from RefSeq and is a predicted model, not a curated record. The transcript is spliced from 45 exons. Bases 800 to 4033 code for a protein of 1077 amino acids.
ACUUGUUCACGUCCCGCCAGGUGAUAAUGGAGGAAACAUUUUAGCAAACGGAACAAGACCACGCGAAGAAGCGGUGACGUUACGCAACACGUGCGCAUGACGGACACGAGCCCGUUCGCCUCCGCCAUGAACGGAGAGCCUGGGUCUUCAAGCACCAUCCGACCCAGUGUUUACACCUUGAAGAUGGAGGCAGACAGGCGUCUGCUGUCUUCACCCCAGAGGAAUUCUCAUUCUGCAAAGAGUCCAGGUUUCCAGAUGACAACUGGCUGCGGCAGCGUCCGAUGUACAAAUUCAAAAUCCGUCAGCAGACGCCCUGAGCAGAAUGUGGGCGGCCAUCUGCCUCGACCUGUGGAGUCAGAGGACGGUAAAGAGAGAAAAUACCACGCCAGCACCGACACAGGCUGGUUUCAGGCAGGUCUAGUAUUAAAGGCAGGCCUUAGACCGCGGUUCUAAGGGGGACCUGGACCUGACGGAGCUGAUCGGCGUCCCCCUCCCCCCCUCCGUGUCCUUCGUCACCGGCUUCGAGGGUUAUCCCGCCUACAGCUUCGGCGCGGACGCCAACGUCGGCCGCCUCGCCAAGUCCUUCGUGCCCGACCCGUUCUACCACGACUUUGGCAUCACGGUCACGGCCAAGCCGACCACGCGGCGCGGCGGCGUCCUGUUCGCCAUCACCGACGCCUACCAAAAGAUUGUCCACUUAGGCGUGGCGCUGUCUGAGGUGGAGGACGGCUCCCAGAGGGUGGUUCUGUACUACACCGACCCAGGAACCAGACGGACCCAGGAAGCGGCUUCCUUUAAGAUGUCGGACCUGACGGGACGCUGGGCCAGGUUUACUCUGACUGUUCAGGGCGCAGAGGUGCGACUCUACAUGGACUGCGAGGAGUACCACCGAGUCGCUUUCACCAGGAGUCCUCAGCCGCUGACGUUCGAAGCCAGCUCCGGGAUCUUUGUGGGCAACGCCGGGGGCACGGGUCUCACCCGAUUUGUGGGCUCCAUCCAGCAGCUGCUGCUCAAGUCGGAUCCCACGGCCCCAGAUGACCAGUGUGAGGAAGACGAUCCUUACGCCUCCGGAUACGGAAGUGGUGACGAUACGUACAGAAGCUUAGAGGAAGGAGACGAAGUGAAGAAGGUUGUUGAGGAGAGAGAUUACCCCAUGCCCUUUCCAGAUCUGGAGCCCUCUUACAGCACCAUGAUCAGCGCUCCACCCACAGAGAUGUCAGUGCCAGUGGAUGAUGAUGAUGAUGAUGAUAAUGAUGAAGACAUUGAGAUUUCUGGACAGGAGGACGAGGUCACCACAGUUAAAGUGCGGACGCCUCACGAAGCCACUCCAGCCUCUGUACCAGACACUGUGUCUUCAGGACGGAAAGGGGAGCCAGGUGAGCCGGGUCCAGCUGGUCCCCCAGGACCUACUGGCCCUCCAGGACAGGCCACAGGGCAGGAACCAGGACCGCGGGGGCCACAGGGGCCAGAAGGACCCCCGGGCCCUCCUGGAGAGCCAGGGAAAGAUGGACAACCUGGAUCGAAAGGUCAAACCGGCCUAAAUGGAGCGGCAGGUAUUCCAGGAUUUCCAGGCUUGCAGGGAGACCCGGGUCCUAAGGGAGAAAAGGGUGAUCCUGGAGUUGGGCAGCCUGGUGCUCAAGGACCUCCAGGACCUCCUGGACCUCCAGGCCUCAAGUCUUCCAUGUUCCCAGAGGGCUCAGGAUUUGAAGACUUUGACAGUGAUGCAGAGAUUUUUAGAGGCCCUCCAGGGCCACCCGGCCCCCCAGGGCCCCCAGGAACCCCAGCUGAGGGCAUCUUUUCAGGACAAGCUGGCAAAGAUGGGAAGGAUGGCGAGACGGGUGAACCUGGCCUCCCUGGAGUCGAUGGGAAAGACGGUGAUCCAGGACCUGCAGGAGAGAAGGGAGAGAAGGGAGAUCCUGGACUUAUUGGGCUUCCAGGACAGAAGGGUGAUCAAGGCCCUCCAGGGUUCCCAGGUCUUCCAGGAUCAGAAGGUCCUGAUGGCCAGCCUGGUCCCAGGGGUCCACCUGGGCCUCCGGGCCCUCCCGGAAAACCCCUUCCCUUUGACUUUGAGGAUUUGGAAGGAUCUGGGCUGCUGAGUGGCUUUGGAUCCGGAGGACCACAGGGACCUCCAGGACUUCCUGGCCUUCGAGGUCCAAAGGGGAAAGAUGGUUUUGAUGGUUCCCCAGGAAAACCUGGACUAAAGGGUGAGCCGGGUGUCGCAGGACCACCAGGGUUUCCAGGCAUCGAUGGGCAGAAAGGGGCAGAGGGAGCAAAGGGGGACAAAGGUGAUCUAGGACAAAAGGGUGAGGCGGGUCAGGAUGGACUAAGUCUUCGGGGGCCUCCAGGACCACCUGGACCACCAGGACCCAUCAUCAACCUCCAGGAUCUUCUGCUUAAUGACACAGAUGGUGCCUUCAACUUCUCGGGGAUCUUUGAAGCUCAGGGGCCUCCUGGUCCAAAGGGUGACAUUGGGUUGCCAGGCCUUCAAGGACCUCCAGGCCUGAAAGGGGAAAAGGGCGCUGCCGGGUUUGUCAUCACAGCAGAUGGAUCCAUAGUGUCUGGUCCAACAGGGCCCAGAGGAGUCAAGGGAGAUAACGGUGUUCCUGGACCACCUGGUGCUCCAGGACCAGUGGGACCAGCAGGACCCAAAGGAGAAUUAGGUUUUCCAGGGAGAAAUGGUCGUCCAGGCCUGACGGGGCCUAAAGGGGAGCGAGGGGACUCUGUGGGGCUUCCGGGACCUCCUGGACCUCCCGGACCACCUGGCCGCCCAGGAAUGUUCAACUGCCCCAAAGGAACAGUGUUCCCCAUCCCUCCCAGACCCCACUGCAAAGUGGUCCUUAAUGGUGGUGGAACCGUCUCAGUCGGUAACUGUCAGACGGGAGGGAAAGGAGAAAAGGGGGAGAGAGGCCUUCCUGGGAUGCCAGCUCCAUCCAACUCAUUUGUCUCCAGAGGAGACCUGGGAGUAAAAGGUGACCAGGGAAUUAAAGGGGAGAAGGGAGACAAAGGAGAAGCAGGGUUGCCAGGGCAACCAGGAAGACCAGGACUUGUGGGACCCAAAGGAGAGUCGGUGCUCGGGCCCCCAGGCCCACCUGGGGUGCCGGGCUCACCUGGCAUCCAAGGCUAUGGAAGAACAGGUCCUGUAGGUCCUCCUGGACCACCGGGGCCUCCAGGACCCCCUGGGCCACCCUCAAGAUACGGAUCAGCCCUGACCAUCGCCGGACCCCCCGGACCCCCUGGACCUGCUGGACCUCCUGGGUCUUUGAGCAAUGCAGCAUCUGUCAAAACAUUUGCAACGCGUGAGAGUAUGAUGCAGCAAACCAUGAGGAACCCAGAAGGAACUCUGCUGUACGUCACAUCAACAGGAAGCCUGUUCCUCAAGGUUUCCCAAGGAUGGAAAGAGAUACAGCUGGGAAAUAUGAUCUACCUCUCCAAUAACAUCAUACCACAAGAUGAGCCUCGCGUGGCGUAUCACGUACGAGGAGAGGUGAAGGAAAGGAUCGCUUCAGCGAAUGAAAGGCUCAACUUGGUGGCCCUGAACCAGCCCCACACAGGGGACAUGAUGGGGCUGGACAUGGCCGACCGCAUGUGCUACGAGCAGGCCAAGGCCAUGGGCCUGCCGCCGCACUACCGGGCCUUCAUCUCAUCCCACAGGCAGGACCUGGUCCACGUGGUCUAUCCCGGUUCCCGGGACACUCUGCCCGUCACCAACCUCAGGGGGGAUGUGAUUUUUAGGAACUGGCGGUCAAUUUUCAACGGCGACGGGGGCAGAAUCAAUCCCAGGAUACCGAUCUACUCCUUUGAUGGCCGCGACGUUUUAGUGGACCCGUUCUGGCCACAGAAGAGCAUCUGGCACGGCUCCACCAGCAGGGGCCUCAGAGUGGUGGACAAGCACUGCGAGACGUGGCACGCGGACCACAUGUCCGUGAUAGGCCAGUCCUCCAGCCUGACCUCUGGGCUGCUCCUGGGCCAGCAGACGCGAAGUUGUUCCAACGAGUACAUCGUCCUUUGCAUCGAGACCCACAAGAACCUUUGAGGUCCUGACCGCUCCCCAGUCUGGGAAAAGAUUUAAUUGUCCUUGUUGGAGAAGGACGUUGUUUUCAGCGUGUGUUUUUUUAUUAAAACACAGGACCACAUUUAGCACCACAUCUUCAUCAGCCUCAACCUCUCUCCUGAUCUGGCUCAACUGUCCAUUUUCUUGAGGAAGAAGACGAUUAAAAGGCCGUAACCAACUUCUUGCAAAGCAAGAUUCCCCAUAAAGGAAAAAGCCCUUUUGUGUCAUAAAGCAGACUGAAAGAUGGAGAACCUCUGGAGCCUGCGAGUCGUCUUAGUCGUAGCCACAUUCCUGUAGCAUGAUAAUGUGGUAAUGAGUUAUUACCAGCACCUUAGAGCCUAAUUUAAAACAAGCACACCCAGCUGCAACAAGUUUGCACCACUCCAUAGAAUUCAAACAUAACGGCUUCAAAUGGUCAGCCGUUGUUGAGGGUAAGACGUCGCUUCCAAAGGUGCAGGAAUCGGUGCCUGUCCUCAAAUGUGGUGACUUUCACUGGUGAUAGAUUAUUUUUUUACUCAUGGAGGAACAAAACGCCUCUUUCACUGUUUACAUCUUGCAGUUUUAGUGGAGGUUUACUCAUCAAGGGCUACAACCUUCCACUACUUUCCCCUCAUCCAACGCUGAACAACCAAACCUCCAGCGCUGCCACCGAAGUCAUUUCUGAUGCACUGUACUUCCUUUUUAAAGUACUUUCGCCUCCCACUUCGUCUUCCUCUGACGUGUUCUAGUUUUUUCUACAUCUCUGAUGAUCUCACUCUUCUGCAGCUUCUUAACUAUCUUAACAGGCUAUUUAAUUUAAAUGUCAUGAUUUAUUUAUACGUCACAGCACAUAACAUGAAAUCAGAUGAUUAAGUUUAAGAAUGUAAUUUAUCGUUUGUUUGUCAGAUUAGUUCUUUUCACCUUUUGCCUUUUUUGUACAUUUUUAGUUUAUAUAAAACAUUUCCAGAGAAUGUUGAUACAUGUGAACAAUCAACCUAUUGAUAUAAAAUAAUACCACAGAAAACACUAAAACUCAGAAGGCAAAAGUGAGAGGACAUGUUUUUGUAGAGUAUUUGUGCUUUGUGGAAUAAAGCUUUCUCUUUUCAUAAC